Molecule: messenger RNA, 2374 nt
Organism: Ceratina calcarata
Lineage: Eukaryota; Metazoa; Arthropoda; Insecta; Hymenoptera; Apidae
Exons: 10
Coding region: 307-2115 (602 amino acids)
Cellular component (GO): membrane
Source: RefSeq, a predicted model, not a curated record
CCAUUCGGAGCAGCUCCGAGCACGCAACAUCCCUGUCCCAUUCAUAGAUGCAGAACGAUCAGCAACCGAUUUUAGUUUUUAUUGUAACACCAGACCAACGCAGGUCAUCUUCUCUUCCUGGUUCGACCUCUGUGCACUCUCGUCGUUCGUUACUCGACUUCCUCUAUUUUCCUGACGGUGUUCGUACGAACAUGUGCGUUGAAAUUUGAACGAGUAAAAUUGUAUCACUGCAAGAAAAAGAAGAUUUAUAGAUUCUGAUUUGCGAGUUAUGAAUACAGUGAAUAGUUUCCUCAGGGAGUUCUCAAGAUGAAGAUAUUUUUCACAGUGCCACUUCUUCUAUUGGUCUUUCUCGCGCAUUGUGCCGUUUCUAGUUUGCCUUCGAAGAGCAGAUGUCCUAUAGUGAGGCUCGCAAACGGGAGAGUUCGGCAAAGGGUCAAAGGAAGGGUGAUCAGAUUUAAUUGUUACGAGGGUUUCACCCUCGUCGGUAACAAGUAUGCCACUUGUAUUCGAGGCCAAUGGGAUACACCUACGCCUGUAUGCGUCAACGCAGAGUGUCCCGUGCCAGCGAUGCCAGAGCACGCGUUGAUGGCUACGAAAUAUAAUGGAGCGAUAUUGUUGUAUUUCUGCGAACCCGGGUACGCGUUAAUUGGCGCACCCGAGAUAUAUUGCGACGGGAGGCAAUGGAACACCACCGUGCCUCAUUGUCGAGACACUAACGCGGCACCGCCGGCGCAGUGCGAUUUUGAGAAACCGGAUAUUUGCUGGUGGGAACAGGAUCCUCAUCACGAUUUCGACUGGCAGCGGCACAAUUUCGGGACUCCGAGUUAUCACAUCGGCACUGGUCCGACUCACGAUCACACGUUGGGCGCCGGGAACGAAGGCUAUUAUUUGUACAUCGAAGCAUCCGGUCGGUUAGAAAACGACACGGCGAGAAUUAUUUCACCUAUUUAUAACUCGUCGUACACAGAUUCCGGCUGUUUCUCAUUCUGGUAUCACAUGUAUGGAGCAACAGUGGGGACUCUGAACGUAUAUUUUAAGAAAGAAAAGGAUUUGCUACCAAGGCUUAUGUUCAGUAAGGAGGGUGACCAGGGGAACCAGUGGCUGCAGGGUUUUUUCAACCUGCCUAAAGCCGACAAAGGUUUUCAGAUCAUAAUCGAGGGUAUACGAGGCAGGAGUUACGUGAGCGACAUCGCCGUCGACGACGUGGCCAUUUUACAAGGCGACAAGUGUCGAAACUUGAGUGAAACUGAGAACGAAGGCGUCACCGAGAGCGACUAUGAUCAAAUCGAACUGGUGAACGCGCAGCAAAGUUGCCGUGGAAGAUGUAAAAAUAGUGUGACAUAUAGUUUUACAACGUCGGUGCCGCCCACGCCAUCCGAGGCCUGUCUUUGCACCCUCGAUUGCGCCGAACACUCGAUCUGCUGUCCGGAUUACGCCGAGUACUGCGUACUAUCAUAUACCGAAGAGUGGACAGAGGCAGCAUCGCAAACGACGGUGCUCACCCGUGUUUCGGUUCCGACGGCGAGGAACGUGACGGCAAGUGACGUGGCAACUGUCAGGACUGGUUUCUCGAUGAACCCGAAGGAUGACAUCGACCCGGUCACGUUGAGGCCGGCAACGACGAGCACCACCACGCUGGGAUCCGUUACGAACAUUACAGCCACGCUGCGACCUAUCGCGAAUGUUACAACCAUCACGUCGAGACCCGUUGUCACCACGAGGAGAACUCAGUUGCCAACGAAGAGCACCAGACGCAUCGGAACGAGCACUGUUCCAACGAAGGAGACGCCGUUCGUACGACCGACCACAACCACCGUCAGAUACGAGCCAGUGGUCGGACAACCCGAUUCCGAAGCAAGUAGACAGGAUCCGAAGAAGGUGCAUCGCGCUUCGCCGCAUUUCAGUUUGCUGAGUAUCAUCGCGAUGGUAGUUGCCAUGCUAGCAGGUGUAUCAGUCUCGACGUGGAUCGCGAUCGUCGUUCUACGGAAAAGGAAGACUUACAAACGGAGAGCGAACGGAUCGGCGCUCUCGGAAGACAGUGACGUACGAUUCUUGACGUCCGACGAAAUUUUAGAUUUCACGUUGGCCAGACCAAGUGAAAACGACGAGACGUAAGGAAGUCAGUUCUAUUAUUUAAACCCUUUUACGACGACUCGUAAAACUAUUUGACCAUAAGUAGAUGUUGCGCGCGUUGCAUACGAAAUUCCUAACGAUACAUAAGUACAGUUUCGACUUUAGAAGAUAAAUAAGAAAACAUAUAGCAAGUAAUUACCUACAACGUACUGUAUAUAGUGUCUAAUAUCUUUCUAUGUUUGAAAACUUGUGUAAACCUCGUGUAUGUACUCGAAUAAAUAUGAACUCUAUUUAAUUAUUA